AUGGUAAGGAAGGGAGAGCUAAACAGUAGCUCGAUCGAUCCCGUCACUGCAACAGUAGCUCGAUCGAUCCCGUUACUGCAGCACCAGCUCGAUCGAUCCCGUCACUGCAGCAGUAGCUUGAUCGAUCCCGUCACUGCAACAGUAGCUCGAUCGAUCCCGUUACUGCAGCACCAGCUCGAUCGAUCCCGUCACUGCAACAGUAGCUCGAUCGAUCCCGUCACUGCAACAGUAGCUCGAUCGACCCGUCACUGCAGCACCAGCACGAUCGAUCCCGUCACUGCAGCACCAGCUCGAUCGACCCCGUCACUGCAGCUCCAGCUGAUCCCGACGCAGCAGCAUUCGAUUGAGCCCACAGGGAGAGGAGAUCGAUCGAGUAUGGGCCGAGCUGUAACUAUCUUUGGGCCGAACCGACAUCCAUCCUUAGCGAUUUGA
Messenger RNA from Microthlaspi erraticum, 432 nucleotides. NCBI's taxonomy places the organism in Eukaryota, Viridiplantae, Streptophyta, Magnoliopsida, Brassicales, Brassicaceae. The record is from the annotation of a GenBank genome assembly.